AUCCUGGUCACAUGACAUCUAACAACAAACGUAGUUCCUGUUUACAGCAAAAGCACUGGAUCGUUGAAGAAUGCAUAACAAAUUGUUUCCUUAAAAAAAAAAAAAAAUGAAGUCCCAGUGCAGUUGUCUGGUUCUUCUGCUUUUGAAUGUGUGCAAUGCUGUGAAGAAUGAAAAAAGGCCUAACUUUCUUCUGAUAAUGGUUGAUGACUUGGGGAUUGGAGACUUAGGUUGCUAUGGGAACACAACUCUGCGGACCCCUAACAUUGACAGGCUGGCCAAGGAGGGCGUGAGGCUAACUCAGCACAUAGCCGCUGCCCCACUCUGCACUCCAAGCCGAGCCGCCUUUCUGACAGGCCGAUACCCAAUACGAUCCGGUAUGGCCAGUUUUGGAAAGGUGGGAGUGUAUAUCACAUCUGCUGCCUCUGGCAGACUUCCCAGUGAAGAAGUCACCUUUGCCAAAGUUGCCAAACAGCAGGGCUACCAGACUGCCCUCAUAGGAAAAUGGCACCUCGGUCUAAACUGUGAGCGGAGCGACGACUACUGCCACCAUCCUAGUGCUCACGGCUUUGACCACUUCUACGGUAUCACCUUGACCAACUUGCGUGACUGCCAGCGGGGCCACGGCUCUGUAUUUUUCAAUGUUCUGGCACACCUACCCUUAAAGACCCUGGGAGUGGGUGUGGCCACCGUGACUCUCCUGCACGCGAGGGGUGUGGUCACUGUUCGGCGGAGGCUGGCGCUGAGUCUGGCGGCGUCGGUUGGUGCAGCGGCAGCCGUCUUUGGUCUGUUCAUUGUCACGUUCCCCUUCUUCAACUGCUUCCUGAUGAGGAACCGGGAGGUGGUCGAGCAGCCGUACGUCUCCGAGAACCUUACCCAGAGAAUGACGGAUGAAGCAGUCGAGUUUCUGGCAAAGUGCGUGUUGAGUUUUUAUUUUGUAUUGAGACGGAAUGGGAGACAACCUUUCGUGAACACCAGUGAGAAUUGUUUGAUUGUUAGUGACUGUUUGUCAGAGAUGGGUUUAAAUCUAACCACAGCUCUGUUUACAAGCUUGAGACGGUGCCGUAAUUGCACAGUCACUGUCAUUCAGUGUAUUGAAAGCACUACACAAGACACCUGCACACAUGUAGGUUCUCACUGUUGCCUUCUACUCCCAUCACUCUCUUCUAUCCAAGCAGUACACUUGUUAACGCCAGUAAUGAUUAGCACUGUGUCUGACAGGAACUCUGCGAGACCUUUCCUGAUGUUCUUCUCCUUCAUCCAAGUGCACACGGCCAUGUUUGCGUCUCCAGCCUUCCAGGGGACCAGUCAGCAUGGAGUUUUUGGAGACGCGGUCCACGAAGUAGACUGGAGUGUCGGUCAGCUCAUGCGGGCCUUGGACCGAUUAAACCUGAGAGAGAACACGCUGGUUUACCUAACAUCAGAUCAAGGGGCACACCUUGAGGAGAUCUCGAUCCGUGGUGAGGUGCACAGGGGCUCAAAUGGCAUUUACAAAGCAGGGAAAUCCACCAACUGGGAGGGAGGGAUCCGAGUUCCCGGACUGCUCCGUUGGACUGGCACGUUACCAGAAGGGAAGGUCACUGAUGAACCCAUUAGCAACAUGGAUGUCUUCCCCACUGUGGUGAAGCUAACUGGCGGGAUGGUGCCAGUGGACCGAGUUAUAGAUGGUCAUGACCUCAUGCCCUUGUUGCAGGGGGAGGUUGAGAGGUCAGAACAUGAGUUUCUCUUCCAUUACUGUAACGCCUACCUCAAUGCUGUAAGAUGGCAUCCUCCAAACAGUAAUUUAACAUGGAAGGCGUUCUUCUUCACUCCGAAUUUCUACCCUGAGAACGGGACAGCCUGCAUGCACACACACACCUGUUUCUGCACUGGAUCCUAUGUGACCCACCAUGACCCUCCCUUGCUCUUCGAGCUCUCCAGGGACCCCUCAGAGACCAGACCCCUGACCCCGGACGCGGAGCCCGCUUUCCACACCGUCCUGGAGCAGAUACGGGCUGCUUCGGCACGCCACGUGGAAUCAAUCAUUCCUGUCCAGGACCAGCUCGCCUUGACCCACGUUCUGUGGAAGCCCUGGCUGCAGCCAUGCUGUUCAGCCUGGUCCCAGCUCUGUAGGUGCGAGAGAGACAGCCAGCGGAGCCCUGCAGGCUCUCCACACGACUAGAACAUCGUCAUGCAGCGCCGUCCAUCUAGGCAAUAUGCAUGCGUUUCCUGGGGUUCCUGUGACCUGUGCCCUCGCUCGUUAAAAUAUGUCAUUUUCUUUUCACAUUAGCGUUCAAGUCCUCUAGCCGGCGCUUUUAUCCAAAGCCACAUACUGGAGUUAUUAGAGUUAAGUGGUGACCGCUCCAAGCUCUGACAGCCGGGCUACAGUACCUUCCUGGUACACUGGUAUUCAAAUAUGUUCCUCGAAGCCACUCCAUCUUUUCAUUUCAACCCACUAAUCAGGGACUUAUUCAGACCUGGGACACCAGGUGGGUGCAAUUAAUGAUGAGGUAGAACAGAAGGCUAAAUCCCUGAUUAGUGGGUUGUAAUGGAAACAUGGAGUGGAACUGGCUUCAAGGGCCAGAUUAAAAAAAUAAAAUAAUUAAAACAAAAGCGUUGUCCAAGCGGUUCCUUUCUAGGAAAGUCAUUUCAAUGUGUUAUAUUUGCUCGCUCCUUAUUAAGGUCGAUGCAGCCAUUUCAAAGCACUUAGUGACAAACCUAGUCACAAGUAGCACUAUGAGUCAUGAAUUUGAUUGUUGAUGCGAUUCCUCACAUACACUAAAGUUGUUGAGGAGGAUACUCGCACAUUGUUUGGAAAAUCUGAGCGAUUCAGUUCACUUGUUUGGUAAUUUGUAACACGGCCAUAACCCUGUUUAACCCUGUUUGUACAGAUGAUCAUCCCUUCAUUACUGUUCAUAAUGUGAUGUCUACAGUGGCAGCAUAACAAGCAUCUGCUAAAUGAAAAUCCAUGUUAAGAUGUACAGUGGAUUGAAAGAAAUAUUCCCUUCCUUUAAAAUUAUUCGUAUUUUGUUGAUUUACAAAAUACUCCUUCCUUUCACAUACUGUGUUAACAUCAUCUGAAAGGUCGCUCUGUGAUAUAUUGUAUUUAAAGAUUAGGGAGCUUUUAU
Molecule: messenger RNA, 3104 nt
Organism: Esox lucius (northern pike)
Lineage: Eukaryota; Metazoa; Chordata; Actinopteri; Esociformes; Esocidae
Gene: sts
Product: steroid sulfatase (microsomal), isozyme S
Exons: 10
Coding region: 107-2158 (683 amino acids)
Molecular function (GO): arylsulfatase activity
Source: RefSeq, a predicted model, not a curated record